AUGGCUGCGAGUACAUCUGGCCCCAAGAUCUUUGACGAUGCGAACCGAUCCCCUACCAAACAGUCCAUGUUCCGGGCCAUGAUGUCGUCUAAAACCCAUAAACGGAAUCAAUCAGCCGACGAUGCCGCCGCCGCGCGACCUAUGCCGAGAUGCAAGCCAAUCGAGAGCAUCCCUUUCCAGUUUACCGAGGAGCCUGGUUUCAUUGCUGGCUACCACCCACUCAGUGAGAUUGUCCCCAAUCGUGAUGCGGGCGACCACGGAGUGGCCGCGCCAAAGAUGGGCGGCAAGGAAAGCAAAGGUGCCCUUCAUAAGAAGACCAAGAGCGCUGUCUCGUUGAAGUCUCUCAGAAAUUAUAUGGAGCGGAGGGAUGGUAAAUCGGAGGAGCCACUUGAGCAGAAUGACCUGUCGCCCAAAAAGGCCAAAUCAUCUAAUAGUCUCUCGGCCAUCCUCAAGAGGUCCCAGCGGGGAAGGAAGGAUGGCUCGAAACAGAGUCGCGACAAGGAAAACCGCAGCCCGACCGACCUGAUUGAUAACAUGCCAUCCCCAGUCUGGUCACAGGACUCGGCCUCGGUUCGCAAAGAGGCUAUUGGCCGAUCGAGGCCGAACUCUACUGCCGACCUGAGGCGAACCGUAGAGGACGAGGUCUCUCUCUAUAUGCCCAAGGGUUACGGGCCAAGCCAGCAACGCAACUUCUGCGACUACUCCCAACCCUCCCUCGCCAAACCGACUGACCAUAAGCCUCGUCCGAAGUCAGAGAUUCUUACAGGAAACCGAAAGGUGAAGGAUAUUCUUGGGUUGCAGCGCGCACCUUCGGGAGAAAGCGACCCCAUUGGGCAAGGCGGUAGUGCCUCUUUUAAGAGCAGGGGGCCACCGAGUCCACGAAAGAUAUCCCCGUCUACCAUGCCAAAAGAAGAGCCCAAGCGUAUUUCCCGUGUACAGGCUGCUAUCUCUGCAUUCAAUGCAAAGGGGCGAGAUGCUGAAGUGCAUCAGCAUCUGAACUCCAAGGACCUCGAAAGCGAGUUCGAGAAGCUGCUGGAUGCAAGGAACAUCCCUCAUAACAUGAGAGAUAAAAUGCGCUCACUUGAUACUAAUAUCAAGGCUGAUUUUAUCCAGAAAGAUCGGACAGAGAAUAUCACUCCUCCCAGCGCGGGCAACGAUAGCCGUCGAGGACGCGGCAAAGAAUCCAAGGAAGACUCCCAAUCUCAGGAUCGUAAAGGCUCUCGAUCACGAUCUAGGAGCCGCGGCUUCUCCUUUAAAGGCCCCUCGUCGCCUGGCAAAAAGUUGCGAAGGGAUAGUGGAGCAUCAAGCCGGAUGCGGCCAAGGUCUGUGGAUCUUUCUCAGCCUGUUGGUGUCUACACCACCCUGUCCGCCAAUGCCUCAACAGCAUCACUUGCUGAUGCGGCCGCUGUCGAUACCGCAGCGGAUCCUUCCGACUUUGUGCAUUACCUGAGAGAGAUCCAAAAGCCCGAGAUGGUUGAGGUGGGAAAGAUGCACAAACUGCGUCUUCUCCUACGUAACGAAACCGUCCAAUGGGUCAAUGACUUUAUCACUGAAGGGGGAAUGGAUGAGAUUGUGCAGCUUCUCUACCGCAUUAUGAAGAUGACCUGGCGUGAGGAUCACGAAGACACCCUUCUGCACCAGGCAUUGCUCUGUCUGAAGGCUCUUUGCACUACAUCUGCGGCCCUAGCACACCUCACUGCCAUCGAGGAUGAACUUUUCCCCGCUCUGCUGCAUAUGCUCUUUGACGAGGAAAAGAAGGGUCCCAGUGAGUUCACCACUCGGGGUAUCAUUGCAAACCUGCUGUUUACGCAGCUCUCCACUGCUCCUGUUGGUGAACUGGGAGCCAAGCGCGCUAGGCAGAUUCUUUCUUAUCUGAGGGACCCAGCGCCACCAGUGGACAACCAGCCACUGACUUUCAUUGCGAAUAUUUACCAGUCGCGACCAUAUAGAGUGUGGUGUAAGGAGAUUACCAACGUGACCAAGGAGGUCUUCUGGAUUUUCCUUCAUCACCUAAAUGUGAUUCCCCUCCCCAAGUCGGAAGACCUUUUCGGCGAAAAGAUACCAGUAGACACUCGUCCUUAUAACGAGCGUCACUUCCCAGUCCCUCGUCCUCCUGUUCCAGCUGCCCCAUACGUUGGAGGUGUUGAAUGGGAUGCGACCAACUAUCUUGCAGCACAUCUCGAUCUUGUAAACGGCCUCGUUGCCAUGCUGCCUACCACUGACGAGCGAAACCAACUUCGUGAUGAGCUUCGUGCCUCUGGUUUUGAGAAAGUCAUGGGUGGUAGUCUGCGUACUUGCAAGGAGAAGUUCUAUUCUUCUGUGCAUGAUUGCCUGCGAACCUGGGUCGCAGCUGCAGCCGAUGAUGGCUGGCCAUAUACCUUUGUACGCGAAGGCCCGCCCCGAGGUGGCGAACCUGGCUCACCCACCAAAUCACCCAAGAAGGUUGCGCCUGGUAGUCCUAGAAAAGGCCUGGUCGAUGAGCGGCCGCCCAGGCUGGAGCUUGCUCUAGACUUCGCGGACAACCGCCCAGCUGCUGGCCCGCUUACCCCGUCGAGUGACCUGCGCAGCUGGCUUUAA
Penicillium roqueforti is the source of this 2577-nucleotide messenger RNA. RefSeq lists its product as uncharacterized. Gene Ontology annotation, biological process: actin cytoskeleton organization. Gene Ontology annotation, molecular function: actin binding; small GTPase binding. Lineage: Eukaryota; Fungi; Ascomycota; Eurotiomycetes; Eurotiales; Aspergillaceae. The record is from RefSeq and is a predicted model, not a curated record. The coding region runs from base 1 to 2577 and encodes 858 amino acids. The transcript is spliced from 3 exons.